AAAACCAAACCAAACCAGAGCCUUCUGCCUUUGUGUUAGUUCCUGGAAUUUUCCAGACGAUCCCAGCGAGAUAUUGUAGAGGCCGACUUCUUGAAAGCCUCCCCAUUUCCUAUUUCUCCGGAGCUGUGGAGUGACUGUUCCCGGCCCAAAGGCCCCGCUCGGCACCGAACCCACCCUCCGUGGCCGUGCCCCGAGGGGCCGGCGCAUCUCGGGGCCGGCAGCGGCGGAAGCGGCCUCAGCGCGGCCGGGCGGCUGCAGCCCCGUGAGCUCCGCGCCCAUGGGGAGCGGCGGCGGCGAGCGCGGGGGCUCCGCGGGGCGCGGCACCGCCCACAGCAGAGGUCUGUUCUCAAACAUCUGGCUGUGGCGAGCUGUCGCUGGAGUCCUUACAGCUGCAGUCAUUUUGAUUUCAUGUAUUCAGUUUGUAAACUCUUCUCUGGCCAAAGACUCUCCUGAGUGUCCUCCCCUGGACCUGUGUCCAACAGGCUGGCUGUACUUCCAGAGGAAGUGUUACUUCCUCUCAGAGAACGAAGCCGCCUGGAACUUCAGCCAGAGCCACUGCUCCUCCCACAGCGCUUCCCUCCUGGUCAUCGAAAAUCAUCAGGAACUGAGCUUUAUGAUGAGAAUAACAAAGCAAGACCCAUGGAUCGGACUCUAUAAAAGAAAUGAAGAGUUCUUUUGGGUAAAUGGAAAAGCAUUAGACAAUGAACUGUUUGAAGUAAAAGGCUCUGGAAACUGUGCCUAUCUGGAGUCCAAAGGAGUCUCAGCCUCAGGAUGUUACUUAACCAGGAAGUGGGUCUGUAGCUUGAAUAUCAACUCAGCGCAAUAAGGGUGGGGAAAGCCACCACCCCUGACACUCAGAGCUCUGAUAUGAUGCCUAGAGAGGCUAUGUCUAUACUUUGGGACCUGGGAAUGUGUCCCAGCUCCUACCUUGAGGUGAAUGACUUUUCUGGUAGCCAGAAUUCUCCAGAAGAGGCCUCUGAUUUCUAAAGAUACCAUUUAAAAGGCUCUCUUCAGCAUCUUGAUAAGUCAUUUCCUUGCCCCAUUUUUCCAGCUACUGCCCAGCCUGUAGUUUCUUUUUGUUGUGUCAUCAGCAUUUACUCUUCUCUUGUUGGAGCAGCUGCUCUUCCUUUCGGUUUUGGGUGUGCACUUGGGGGUUUUUGUUUUGCUUUUCCUUUAACCAGGCUCUGUGUGCAGGGAUGGGUGGUGAAGUGGGUCUGUUUGGAGGACUGCCAGUGCCUCAUGGAUACAGGGUAAUGCAGAAGUGAACACUGUUGUUUUAGACAGGAUCACAGCAAAUUCCUCUCUCCCCAUUUGAUGGGAUGCACCCUGCAUUGUAUUCCAUGUUUUGUUAAUGUUAUGUUACAUUAAUCUUGUUAAAUCCCAGUUAUAAUGCUGUCAAGCUAAUCUAUGUAGCUGCACUGCACCUGAAGUUAUCCUCACGGCACUUUCUUUAGCCAAAAAAUGGUCACAGUAGAUAAGAAUAUUUAUUUACCUGCACAUUUGCACUGAUGGGGGGAGAAGAGUUGGAACUGUAGGAGUGGUAGUGAAGCUGCAGACAUUAAUGUGUAAAGGCAGAAAUAGUCCUCAGUGCAAGGAGGCAACAUCAGGAGAAGGGAAUGAGAGAAUUAUCAGCAAGGGAUGUUUCUCUGUGUUUUCCUUGUGCCCUGUGCCUGCCACAGUGUGAGGCUUCUGAGCAAGGGGGACAUUUCCAGAUGGACAAUCAGUGUUUCCUUGUGUGGGUGACAUUUUCAGUGCAACUCCAGCACAGUUGAAUUGCUGCGAGCCUGAACAGAAUUAGGGCACAAUCCCUCUGAUUGUCUGAGUCCCACUCAUGUCUAGCAGGUUAUCCAAAGAUUAAAAGUGUCAUUUGACCCAGAGGAAGCAAAUUUUCCUGGAAGGAAUAUACCUAUCAAGUUUCUAGAGAAGGAAGAAUAGGAAAUUCACCUUCAUUAUCUUCUGUGACAGAAGGACUUGACUGUAGAAGGACCAUGCACAUGGAUAUUGUCAGCAGCUUGUGACUCUCAGCUGUUUAUUUAAACAUAAUCACUAAUUUUGCUGGAUUGCACUUUUCUUAAUUGCUUGUAUUCUUUAUAGGCACAGUAACAGCACUCUACAGUAUGAAAAGCCUAACUAUGUAUUAAUUUAUAUGUUGGGGGGAGGUGUUAUUCUGCAAUGUUUUUAAAUUAACCCGGUUCUGAAGGAUACGGUAUGUGCAAUAGUCCUGAAAGACUCAAUAAAUAUCUUUACAGAGCCCCUGAA
Messenger RNA from Corvus hawaiiensis (hawaiian crow), 2259 nucleotides. Its product is annotated as C-type lectin domain family 2 member L-like. The transcript has 5 exons. Bases 278 to 826 code for a protein of 182 amino acids. NCBI's taxonomy places the organism in Eukaryota, Metazoa, Chordata, Aves, Passeriformes, Corvidae. The record is from RefSeq and is a predicted model, not a curated record.